GUCAACCAGACCAUCGACGAUCAACUCGGCGACAGCGUCACCGGGACGGUGCCAACGUACGAUCCUAUCACCAUCGAGGGCUCCAGCUGUAGCUCCUGCAGCGUCAACCGCGGGGGAAUCGACAAGAGCCAGAUCUUCAAGGGAACUUGGCACGACUCGAGCAACCGCCCUGCAGGUCAAAGCCUCACCAUCACAGCGCACUUCACUGGCACGGCGGUGUACGCGUUCCACAUCAUCCCCGUCAACAUCGUCGGAGUACCCCUCGUCACGAGCCUGGAGUUCUUCUUGGACGGAGCGCAAGUUGGGACGUACGUCAACCAGCCAUCUUCAAGCGCGCCGUCGCACUUCUUGUAUCAAGUCCCGGUGUUCAGCAAGUCGGGCCUCUCUAACACCGCGCACAAGUUCCAGAUCGUCUCGUCAACAGACAAUACCGUCACUCUCUUUGAUUACAUCGUCUAUACC
Messenger RNA from Epithele typhae, 462 nucleotides. RefSeq lists its product as uncharacterized. The record is from RefSeq and is a predicted model, not a curated record. The transcript has a single exon. NCBI's taxonomy places the organism in Eukaryota, Fungi, Basidiomycota, Agaricomycetes, Polyporales, Epitheliaceae. The annotation marks the transcript as partial.